Messenger RNA from Homarus americanus (American lobster), 589 nucleotides. RefSeq lists its product as uncharacterized. The record is from RefSeq and is a predicted model, not a curated record. The coding region runs from base 44 to 589 and encodes 181 amino acids. Lineage: Eukaryota; Metazoa; Arthropoda; Malacostraca; Decapoda; Nephropidae. The transcript is spliced from 4 exons.
UGGAGGACACACACACUCACCGUCUCUCCAGAGAUCCAGGAAGAUGGUGAUAGUGAUGGUGGUGAUGGUGAUGGUGAUGGUGGCUGGUCCUGGCGCCACUAUAGAGGAGGAACAGCGUCUUCACUACAUCAAAUCAUCUACAGAGAGUUUCUUCGUAGCUCCGGGCUUAACUAUCUCACCUGUAGCUGCUGACUGGAUCCUGGCGGCCAAGAACACAUGUUUGUGUAGAAGGAUGUGUAUGGCUCGGGUGUCCUGUGUAGCGUGGUCAGCCGUGGUGUUGGAUGACGAUGACGACGAUGACUUGAGUAGUGUAGCCUUCGAUGAUGACGAUGACUUGAGUAGUGUAGCCUUCGAUGAUGACGAUGAUGAUGACGUGGAGUGUAGGCUGGCCAGGACGGGACCCACGGCGUAUGAUGUUCUUCACCACCCCAACGGUACUUACUACUUCAAGGAGGCUUUCAACACCACUGGCCUCAGCUCAGCUAACACCAUUGGCCCUGCCCAGCUAACACCACUGGCCCCUCGCUUCCAGCUUUUUCACCACUGGCCCCUGCUUCAGGCCACACCAUUGGCCCUUGGUUACAGUUAA